AUGUGUCCAAAUCAGCAUUUCAUUUGCUCAGAUUGUAGCCCAGCCAUGGUGAGAAAUUUCUUGCAGCGUGUUCGUGGCAGUGACACCAUGCUUGAUGAGCACCGGAGGAGGGGUGGAUUUGUACCAUGUGUGCGGCACAAUCUAGCCUUCCAAGCACAGUGCAGCAGUCACUACACAGAGCAAUCCCUGGCAAGGGCUUUACCAGAUGAUGUUUUUGGUCAGUACAGAGCUGCUCAGAAUGAGGUCAUUGAGAACCGGAUUUGGCAGCAACACAACCAGAGGUUUCAAGAAGAGGUGGGCAAGGGUCAAAGCGAUGAACUUGCUGAACGCAGGGGUUCAAAAUAG
Molecule: messenger RNA, 345 nt
Organism: Durusdinium trenchii
Lineage: Eukaryota; Dinophyceae; Suessiales; Symbiodiniaceae
Source: the annotation of a GenBank genome assembly